Cryptotermes secundus is the source of this 972-nucleotide messenger RNA. RefSeq lists its product as uncharacterized. Lineage: Eukaryota; Metazoa; Arthropoda; Insecta; Blattodea; Kalotermitidae. The record is from RefSeq and is a predicted model, not a curated record. The transcript has 3 exons. Bases 471 to 917 code for a protein of 148 amino acids.
UUCAAGGUGUUCCGAAGUCCUGUUUAAUAUGGAAUCAUGAGUUGCAGAUGUUAAACUGUUUUUUAGUUCCGUUAUAUCUGUGGUUUCCCAAUGAGAUUGUGAACAAUUACUAAACUAAGGCGAUUUUAUUCUGUUGGAGUUAAGUGUGGUGAGAAUGAAUACAUCUAGGGUGAACAGUUACUAAACUAAGGCGAUUUUAUUCUGUUGGAGUUAAGUGUGGUGAGAAUGAAUACAUCUAGGGUGAACAGUUACUAAACUAAGGCGAUUUUAUUCUGUUGGAGUUAAGUGUGGUGAGAAUGAAUACAACUAGGGUAAAUAUGUCCAAGGUAGCGAAAGAGGUAGCCGAAGAACAUAUUAUACCUCGUUGAUUCUAUCAUGAAGAAUGUUGGAGAUGUAUAUACUUCGCUCUUCACUCAGAACUUUGUUUCAACCUUGUACGGUGUUUUUGAAAAGGUGGAUGAGAAAACACAAUGGCCCAGAUGUUCAUAUCAUGUGAAACUUGGAGUGAAGUGUUCCCGUCAGAGAAGUUGAAUGCGGUAGAUGUACAUGUAAAUGCAAUGGAUCCAUCAUGGCCAAUCACAGCUGAGCCUCCUACCAUAUAUGUGAAUCCAAAGUUUUUUCGUAAUUCUGGGACAGUUACAGUAACUCUUCCUGAAGCAGCUGGUGCUCCUGCUGUCACCCCUGGUGUACGAUCGAGGUAUCCUGGGCUUGCUUCUCGGCAACUGCAAUCUAAUGCAGUUCCAGAAAAUAAUAUGGUACAGCCACAUGAGGAUGUCAAAAGUAAGCUAACAGACUUUCAGUUUUCAUGCCUGGUUAUUGAGUGUAUGUGUGUUGGUGGGGGUUUUUCCUUGGGGAAUUUGCACUGUACUGCGGCAGCAUUUCAGUUCUUUCUUGUUGCAUUUUUAAUUUCCUGGUAGCGUAGUUAGUUGAGGCACUAUGCUACAAGCCGGAAGGUCGUGGGUUCAAGUCCUG